UGCUGAUGCUAGUGGAAGCGUGGAUUCGCCAAUGGAGGCGUCGAUUCCCCGUGGACACGAAAUUCCUCCCCCUUUGCCCGGCCAAAAUUCCUCUCUUCGCCGCGAAGUAACACCCAUCUCCAUCUCGAACUACCAAGGAAGAACAAGAGAAAAACACAAGAUGCCAUGUCGAUCGAUCGAUCUCAACUCUACCAAGUCAUGGCAGCAGCAGCAGCAGCCGGUGGCCAUAAAGCGGGCGAAAGGAAUUUAAUCCGUGCGCCACCACCACGAGGUCUCGCAACUUUACUUGGCGCCAAAAGCAGCGAGGCGCGGAGAAAAAGCUUUAAAGGGCGCGCCGCGGCAUCGCCUCGUCUCCCUUUUUCUCUUCUCUUUUCUUGUCCCGAUGGCCGUGGUGCAUGCGGCGUCGGUGCUCGGGAGCUUCCCGUUCAGGGCGGCCGUGGUCGCGCUCUGCGUGCUGCUGCUCCCGCUCCUCCCCUCGCCACGGCCACCGGCGGCGGGGGAAGGUGACGGCGGCGGCGGCGGCGGCGGCGGGGGCGGUGGGCAGGCGUUCUUGGCCAAGGUGUGGGAGCUGCUGCACCUGCUCUUCGUCGGGAUCGCCGUGUCCUACGGGCUCUUCAGCCGGAGGAACGACUGCGGAGGACGGGUCGAGAAGGAUGCCGCCGCGCCGGGGAAGGCGGACGCGAGGUAUGUCUCGCGGAUGUUCCAGGGCGAGCUCGUGUUCGACGACGAUGGCGACGACGGCGUGCCCGACAGCCCCGCUCGCGGCGGGGCGAGGUCUUGGAGCGCGCUGCACCACCCCGAGGAGCCCGUGGUCAUGACGGCGGCAGGCGGGGGCGGGCGGAGCCACACCGCUGCUCAGCAGCCGCCACUGUCGCUGCCCGUCCGGGCCUUGAGGCCGCAGGACUCCGGCGCGGCGGGACACGGCAACGGCGAGUCGCGCGUGCUCCCUUCGCCGAUCCCGUGGCGGUCACGGUCCGGGAGGUUCGAUGCACCACCGACCCCGAGCAGCCCCUCACCGUCGCCGAAGAGGCUGUCGCCCGCGUCGUCCAUGUCCGACGAGACACUGGCCAAGGCCAGCGAGGAUCACGCCACCGUCCCAAAGCGGAGGAGCACGUACAAGUCUUCCAUUUCCUCCCUACCGCCCCCGCCGCCUCCGCCGCCGCCGCCGUUCCUCGUCCACGGUUACCACCCUGCGGCUGACCGCCGGACCACUGCGGCGAAGAGCUUCAAGGAGGAGCUGCAGGAUCACAGCACGAGGGGCAGAGGAGAUCAUGAUCAUUACUCGCAGCAGAGGUCGCAGAGCUUCAGCAGUGCUUCUACUUACACCAACUCCUCGCCGGCGACGCCAAGAAGCUCUUUCGACGGCUCCUCCUCGUCGUCAUCGCCGUCAAUCGGCAGAUCAGUGAGAACAAUCAGGCCAAGAGAAGGGAUCCAACCCAAAAUCCAAGAAGUGGCAGACGAAGACGAAGCCGGUAAUGCACCGGAUAGCUCGCAUGGCCCAGAAGAGCCAUAUGGAUACAGAGAGUACCAAGCCGUCCCAAGGUUCCAGUACGAGAGGAGGGGCAGCGACCCAAUCUUGGGCAAUGUGGCCGUCUCCUCGGACGAGACCGAGAGCAGCGACGACGACGAGGACGGCGUUGGCGCGUACUCGCCGAGGGAGUCGCCACCGACGCCGGAGGUGGACGAGAACGAGGUGGACAAGAAGGCGGAGGAGUUCAUCGCCAGGUUCAGAGAGCAGAUCAGGCUGCAGAGGAUCGAGUCCAUCAAGAAGUCCGCCGGACCCCGCGGCCUCAAGCACGGCAAGUAGCUCCCUCAGCUCCGGCCGGCCAUGGUUUUGCUAAUUAUUAAGCUUUUCAGUGAGCUAGUAGCUAAUCCUAAUGCUCAGAGAUAAGAUACUACGUACGUACAUCGGUAUACUAGUUUUCAAGAACCACCUGUAAACAUUCAUAUAGGUGAUGGAUGGGAGUGUAUUGUGUUCGUGUCAUGUAGGGUACUCAUGAAUCAUGAUCAUGACAUGCUGGUGUUUUUUGGUGGGGCGUUAAGAGAUCGAUGAUCCAUCGGACCAUCUCUACUCUCUAGGUUUAUGAUUAGGCUGAAAUCGGUUUGCCUGAUGGAGUACCACUGUGUCUUUCUUCUCCAACUGAUCACCUGUACUAUUCUCUAUUUGGUCACUAGUUCAGCUCAGCUCACCUUUACAACAGCAUUCAGCUCA
Messenger RNA from Hordeum vulgare subsp. vulgare (domesticated barley), 2212 nucleotides. RefSeq names its product protein ENL-like. NCBI's taxonomy places the organism in Eukaryota, Viridiplantae, Streptophyta, Magnoliopsida, Poales, Poaceae. The record is from RefSeq and is a predicted model, not a curated record. The transcript has a single exon. Bases 383 to 1807 code for a protein of 474 amino acids.